AUGGGUAGAGUUCCUUUUGGAGAUGAUGAAAAUGUUCUGGGAUUAGAUAGUGUCACAUGGUCCCGAAAAUACCUUUCAUUUCCCCUCCCCUACAGGGGCGAGUCAAGUUACUCCCUCAUUCCGGAAACACGAUGCCCUCUAUUUCCAGGGCACCUCCAGCUCCCGUUUUCCACCCUCCUCUCCAGCUGCUCCUUCUCCAUCUUCUCGGUCCUUGCCUCCUCCGCCUCCGGGCCAGUAAAUGCUAAUGUCCUGAGAGACUCUAACCAGGCCGCUAGAACACCGCGGGGCUGCUCUCGCCCCAACCCGCCACGCAGGACUAGGGCGCACACCCUCGGGUCUCUGCGAGCCUCUGCCUCGGAGAACCCCGCAGCCCGCGAGUGCAAAGUCAGUGAAGGACAGCGAGGACUGCCCGCACACAGACAGUCCCUUCCCCGGAGAAGGAAGAAGACUGCCAGGCUAGAGCCAAGGCUGAGGAGGAGACCGGCACGGGCGCCACGCGCGACCGAGGGGUCGAGGGACGUCCCGGAUCCGCUCCUUCAACACCGCCCCAGGCAGUGGGCAUUCGGUGCGCCGCCCCCUCCCGGCCCCGAAGAGGAUGUCCCAGCGAGCGCGCGGGCCUGGACAGAGGCAGCGCCGCAGCGGCGGCAGCGGCGCGGACAGCGUGAGAAAGAGAGACACUCACCAGCGUCAGCCCCGAGCCCUCACAGCACCGGAAGUAGUCACCCGCCCGUUGCCAGGAUCCCAGCCACCAUGCUCUGCAGAAGCUCAAGCAGCCUCAUGGGAAAACCAUAUGUGGAAGUUGUGACCAAUGACUCCAGAUAAGGUCCAAGCUGCAGCCAGCACCAACUGCCAGACAAGUAAUUGAAUGGGCCUUCAGAAGAUUCCAGUCCUCAGCCAUGGAUUAACUUUCAACAUUUAUGUCUUCCCAGCUUAGCAAUCAUAAGCAGAAAUAAGCCAUCUCCACUUACUUACCCUUUCCAAAUCUUGGUAAUAGUAAUAUAAUAAAAUGGCUUUUGCUUUACUUCACUAGGUUUACAUACUAGUAGUACUUGAUCACAGGCUCCAGCAACAGAGCCAAAGUUCACUGGCUCUUAUAUUGAGGGUAUCAUGCCAGGGUCCUGACACUGAAAGUCUAAGAAAAGUUAGCAGUAGCUAGGAGGAUAACCUCAUGGGUCUGGACGACUCAACUGCCUCCAGUUUGCCCACCUUAUCCUCACUAAUUUGUCCUCUUUCUUCUCUGUCUUUAGCACUCUCCCACCAUAGGUGACCUGGGUUUUUUCUUCUUCUUCUUCUUCUUCUUCUUCUUCUUCUUCUUCUUCUCCUUCUCCUUCUCCUUCUCCUUCUCCUUCUCCUUCUCCUUCUCCUUCUCCUUCUUCUUCUUCUUCUUCUUCUUCUUCUUCUUCUUCUUCUUCUUCAUUUUUCUUCCAGUAACUUCUAGGGGUAAAAGGGAAAGCUUAUUACAUAGUAAUAGUAAGAGUAAGCAUUUAUUACAUGACAGCAGUAAUUGGAACAUGUGUUGUUACCUGGAAGUGGAUAAACACCAUAACAAAACAUAACAAAAGAACAUUACAAGAGUAAAACAUGCGGCAUUGACUUUGAGACUCUGUGAAGCUGGAAGGGUAGGAGGGGAUCCUAAAGGAGAAUGUCAGAAAUCCAAGAGGCCUUGAGGAGGGUGCACCAAGGGCACAAAGGAAACUGAGGAAGAUGUUGUUGAAAGUCAGAGAAAAGGAUCCCUUGUUACAUAGGACCAAAAAGUUCAACCCUGGCUUUGAGGACAGAUACAACCAUCCCCAGGGUGCCCUGCCUGAAUUCCUGACUCAUAGACUGUAUAAGCAUAAUAAAACGGUGGGGUUUUUUUUUUUUUAUGUCAUUGAAUGUGGAGUGGUUUUUUAUACAGCGAUAUUAAAUGGAAUGGGCAGAAAUAGAAGAAAAGAUGUUUGGUUUUUUCAAAUGCAUAGAGAAGUCACUAUGUUGUACAUCUGAAACUAAUGUAAU
Messenger RNA from Mustela lutreola (European mink), 1995 nucleotides. Its product is annotated as serine/arginine repetitive matrix protein 1-like. The record is from RefSeq and is a predicted model, not a curated record. The transcript has 3 exons. NCBI's taxonomy places the organism in Eukaryota, Metazoa, Chordata, Mammalia, Carnivora, Mustelidae. Bases 1 to 822 code for a protein of 273 amino acids.